Molecule: messenger RNA, 482 nt
Organism: Daucus carota subsp. sativus
Lineage: Eukaryota; Viridiplantae; Streptophyta; Magnoliopsida; Apiales; Apiaceae
Product: UPF0057 membrane protein At4g30650
Exons: 2
Coding region: 104-319 (71 amino acids)
Cellular component (GO): membrane
Source: RefSeq, a predicted model, not a curated record
UCGGGGUCAAUUACUCAACUCGCACUGAAAGACUUAUUUAAAGUGAAAAAAUAAAACAGAACACACACAAAAAGAGUUGUAGAUUUGCUUUAGCUUCAUCACCAUGAGUUCGGGACUUGCACUAUUCUGCGAGAUCAUAAUCGCCAUCUUGCUUCCUCCCCUCGGAGUCUGCCUCAAAACCGGCUGUUGCACCGUAGAAGUGUUGAUAUGCGUGGUGUUGACGAUAUUAGGAUACGUUCCCGGGAUAAUAUACGCGCUCUACGCUAUUCUCUUUACGCAUCGUCACACGGAUCCUGACCAUUACACUGCGGUUGCUUAGCUCCCUCCAGAUCCUCUGCUAGAGUAGUUGUUAUCAUCAACUAUUCAACUUGUUGUUCUAAUGUUUGUGUUAAAUCUCGAAUCCAUGCAAUUUCAGUUUGUGUUGUAUUUGUUUGGUUGUCAGUUAUUGUGUUUGAAACAAUAAGAAUGAAUUUCAUAUCGCA